AAUGAAGACAUGCAAAGUAUGUGGUUAUUGUGGUGUAAGAUUAACAAGUCUUCGAAUGAGUAGGUGUGUCUCACACGGUGGUGCGUCCCCUCAUAUGGGCAAAUGUGGAGAGCGGAGGACGAGACGGGCCGGGGUUGGGAAGGCCGAGGGCCAUGGAUUUGUUCAACCCGGCCGAGGACCAGAACGUCUCCAUGGUGCACCCGGAGUACUUCAUCAUCAGCGGAUUGUCGAACCUCCCCCGAAUCCAUCUGUACUACGUCUUCCUCUUCCUGGUCUACAUCGUGUCCGUGCUCGCCAACGGCACCGUCAUGACUGUCAUCUGCUUGGAUCGCCGGCUACGUACUCCCAAGUACGUGGCGGUCUUCAACCUGGCCUUCGUGGACCUGUUCGGGAGCUCGGCCCUGGUCCCCAAGGUUCUUGACGUCUUCCUGCUGGGUCACCGCCGCGUCGCCUUUCACAGCUGCCUCACCUUCCUCUUCUUCUGCUACUCCUGCUUGUCCAUGCAGUCCUUCAACUUGGUGGCACUGGCCUAUGACCGCCUCUUGGCUAUCAUCUUCCCGUUGCAAUAUAAGGUGAGGAUGACACAUCGCUUCAUGCUGUCACUGAUCCUAAGCUUCUGGUUGCUGGUGUUAGUCCUGGUGGCGGUGGCCACGGGGCUAUUGACCCGGCUGUCCUUCUGCAAGUCGCUGGUGAUCAACAGCUACUUCUGCGACCACGGCCAAAUCUACCGGCUGGCUUGCAACAGCCACUACCCCAACUACGUGGUGAGCUGCGUCUACCCAGUGGUGAUCUUCUGGCUGCCGCUGGCCUUCAUCCUGCUUAGCUAUAUGGCCAUCGGCCGAACGCUGGCCAAGGUGGCCACUUGGCGCCAGCGCAUCAAGGCUCUGCGUACCUGUGCAGCGCACCUCUCACUGGUGGCCGUCUACUUCACCCCACUGCUGGUCACCUUCACGCUGAUGGAGAACAUCCACCCAGACGGCCGCAUUGUGAGCCUCUCUCUCACAUCGGUCUUCCCGCCUUUUCUCAACCCCGUCAUCUACACGCUGCAGACACAGGAGAUCAAAGAAGCGCUCGGCAGGCUCCUUCGGCGAGCGCACUGCCGCAGACAUGAAGGAACUUUGAAAUAGCCUGUAAGCGCUCCGAUCGCUUCUCGCUUUGACUUAUGGGCAAGAAAUAGGGUUUGGAAUACAUGUCCCAAUACUCUCAAGCGUCAAUAUAUUCUUUAUCCUCUGUGAAGAAUACCACGGAGUUGUCAGGACUUUUUUCUUGAUAUGUGUUCGUAAAUAUGUCCAAAAUUGUUUCAGUGUUUUGUUUUAUGAAGUACUGUACAUAUAGUAAAAUUCUCCUGACUAGAUUUCUUAUGGAUAACAUUCAUGCUUCUAAUUUGUUGUUUUAGG
Corythoichthys intestinalis (scribbled pipefish) is the source of this 1397-nucleotide messenger RNA. Its product is annotated as olfactory receptor 146-like. Gene Ontology annotation, cellular component: membrane. Gene Ontology annotation, biological process: detection of chemical stimulus involved in sensory perception of smell; G protein-coupled receptor signaling pathway. The transcript has 3 exons. Bases 153 to 1127 code for a protein of 324 amino acids. The record is from RefSeq and is a predicted model, not a curated record. Lineage: Eukaryota; Metazoa; Chordata; Actinopteri; Syngnathiformes; Syngnathidae. Gene Ontology annotation, molecular function: odorant binding; olfactory receptor activity; G protein-coupled receptor activity.